This is a messenger RNA of Frankliniella occidentalis (western flower thrips), 3399 nucleotides long. RefSeq names its product putative sodium-dependent multivitamin transporter. The record is from RefSeq and is a predicted model, not a curated record. Lineage: Eukaryota; Metazoa; Arthropoda; Insecta; Thysanoptera; Thripidae. Gene Ontology annotation, molecular function: symporter activity. Gene Ontology annotation, biological process: transmembrane transport; sodium ion transport. The transcript is spliced from 11 exons. Gene Ontology annotation, cellular component: membrane. Bases 536 to 2350 code for a protein of 604 amino acids.
GCUAAGUUCGUGAAAGACGACAAUUUUGUGAUGUUUUUAACUUUAAACAAAAUGAUUUCUGUCAAAUAGUAUGUUCCGUCGAUUUGAUUAGUUUGCCCCCUUCCAUUCUGUUGAGAAUGGUUAUUGCCAUCGAUGUCAGAAGGGAUUAUACCGGCAAAUUGUCAUGUCGGCCAGCAGAACACAUGAUCAGAGAAAAUACCCCUAGUCGCCCUGGAAAUUCAACAUUUGCAAGUAAAACUCAACACGAGACCGUGUUACUAUCAGAUACAUCUUCCCAUCCCAUACUUAUUCUACCAGUAUUUCAUAAUCUUAACUGCUAGCAAACUGUUAGUUUGCGAAUGUUUUGUUUCAUAGGGUAAAUUAGUGCAUGUGGGUGGCCAUUCACCUGCUGAAUAUGCAGUAAUUUUUGAACUUUCCAACUCAUUUCUAACUUGCAAUAAAAGUGCAACACUUUCAUAAUUAUACGGAGGAUGGUGAACUCUAAACUCAACUAUUGAACAGCUCACUUUAAUUUGUCUGCUCUGAAACCUUUAAGAUGGAUUCGUAUAGUUUUGGCCUUGUGAACUACUCUGUUCUCAUUACUAUGCUUCUUAUAUCAUCAAGUAUUGGACUUUAUUUUCGUUUCUCUGGCGGCCGACAAAAAACAAAUUACGAGUAUUUGUUUGCGAAUGGCCAAAUGAGUGCCCUUCCUUUGGCAUUCUCGUUAAUGUCUAGCUUCAUGUCAGCUGUAACACUACUAGGUGUUAGUGCCGAGAACUAUUCCUAUGGCACCAUGUUUACAAUUCACAAUGUAGCCUUUGGACUUGUCACUCCAAUUAUCUCUCACUUGUUUGUGCCUGUGUAUUUCCAACUUGGAGUUACAAGUGUUUACCAGUACCUUGAGAAACGGUUUGGUAAAAUUGCACGUCUGGCAGGGUCUGUGGCAUUUACCACACAAAUGAUGCUGUACAUGGGUGUGGCAUUGUAUGCACCAGCAUUAGCUUUAGAAACAAUUACAAAACUGCCAAAGUCAUACGCCAUUUUAAUAGUUGGUUUUGUGUGUACAUUCUACUCAGCAAUUGGUGGUUUAAAGGCUAUUAUCUUCACAGAUGUCUUCCAGAGUCUCUUGAUGUAUGCUGCUGUUUUUAGUGUGAUUUUUGUGGCCUGGAUUGACAAAAGUAGCCUUGCAGAGAUAUGGCAGAUUGCAAAUGCUCAUGGUCGCAUUGAGUUCAAUAACAUUGAUUUUGACCCCACUGUAAGGCACACAUGGUGGGGUGUAAUACUUGGCGGUGGUAUUACAUACCUCUCUGUUUAUGCAGUUAAUCAGGGUCAGAUUCAGCGUUACAUGUCUUCUGGUAAAUUAGAAACUGCUCAAAAAGCUGUGUGGUUAAACUGGCCACUUGUUUCACUCAUGAGUUUAUCCUCAAGUUUUGCUGGACUUGCAAUUUUUUCAAAAUAUGCCAGAUGUGACCCUUUCACAACAUGUCAGAUUCAACGGUCUGAUCAGCUAAUGCCACAUUAUGUUAUAGACACUAUGGCACACAUUCCUGGACUUCCAGGUCUGUUUGUUUCUGGAAUUUUUAGUGCUGCUUUGAGUACUGUUUCGGCAGCAAUGAAUUCAUUAGCAGCUGUCACUUUAGAAGACUAUGUGAAGCCUGUUUAUGAAAAAGUCAAACGACGAAAAUUUCCUGAUGAAAGAAGCUUGUGUGCCAAGCUCGUUUCAGUAUUUUAUGGGUUGAUUUGUAUUAUGCUCGCUUUCAUAGCUGACCGAUGGGGAGGUGUGUUGCAAGCAUCCCUCACAAUAUUGGGAGUAGUGGGGGGACCCACAGUUGGCCUAUUCUCCCUGGGAAUGUGUUUUCCACAUGCAAACGAAAUUGGUGGUGUGAGUGGUUACAUUGUAUCUCUCCUCUUCACAUUUUGGAUUGGAUUUGCUGACAAGCCACCCCCCAUCAAGUUGAAAGCAUUUUCAGAUCAAUGUUCACAUUAUGAGCAGUACUAUAACUCAACAGCCUGUCUAUCAAACUUCCUUCCUAGAGAACCCAGUCAUGAAUAUUUCUACAUUUAUCGGAUUUCUUAUCUGUGGCUGAGUUUUAUAGGCUGUAUCCUAUGUUUGUUUGUGGGUGCAUCAGUAAGCCUGGUUGUUAAUUUUAUUAAAAAUAAUCCUAAUGAGAAAAAAGAUCCCAAUAUGUUUAUACCUCCAAUUUCACGUUAUUUGAAACGACAAUACACUGUUUGUAAUGAAAGAAGUGCAGCUAAUCUGACAAGCAUGGCAGGUUUAGAUGGCAACUUGGAAAUGAAAAAGUUCUAUGAAUUUGAAAAUAAAGAUGGAGCCCACAGCAAUGAUGCAGAAUCAAGACCAUGCUUGAAAUGAAUCUGGUGAUGUGAUGACAGUAAAGAAAAGUUUCAAUUAUUUCUGAUGGUGCAUUAGGUAGUAUAGUCUAGUGUAGUUUGUUUUUUAUCUCUUAUUUUGUUACUUGUCAUGUUUUUUGUCCUCUUUGAAAUGUUUUGUAUCAUUUUUUUUUCCUUGUGAUAGACGGAAUCCUUCUAUAAUAAGUAUAUUUCCUGGUAAUCAUAUGUGCUACAAAUGUUAUGUCCAAUAUGUCAAUAUUUUCUAUCAAAUGUUGAUCUCAAUCCCCCACCUGCCAAGUAAAUGUGUAACCUCACACUGAAGCGCAUUUGAUGUGUUUGGCACUUGGGGACUAAACUUAAUGUAAUACCUCUAUCAACCCCUGUUUCUGGGCGAAUCUCAUCAAUCCGCAAAUCGUGAUAAUAAAAUAAUAGACUGUUCCUUGACUGUUUUACCAAUUUGAAAUGAUCGAUCAAUUUGACAAAAGUUUAUCAAAACGUCAGCUAGUUAGGGACCACAUUUUCAUCAAAUUUAUAUCUUUUUGAUUGAUGAUUUCAGAUUGGGCAAGUUAUUCAUUAUGAAAGCUGUAUUUUUUCAUCUGUUGUUAUUUGUAAUGUUGCUCUCUGAUUUAUUGUCAUUACAUUGUUAUUUAUUAUUAUUAUUACUAUUAUAUUUAUUAUUUUGGGGGGUCGGGGGUUGCCCUUUAACGGCACCGUCGCGAACAGUGACGGUGGCUGAAAUGUAUAGGGUUUUAUUGGGGUGCUUUGUGGUUUUUUUUUUUUUUUUUUUUCCUCUCAGAGAACUUUGCCGAGGCCUAUAGGCCUAUGUUGGCAGGAGAGUGGCGGCGGAGUUGCGGCCAGCGUCGGGGAAUUUUGUGGUUUUCACGGGUGUAGGGGUGUAGCCAGUGUGGCCAGUGUGGCCAAAGCUAUGAGAAGAAGGAACCGGGCAAGGAAAGCCAUGGCUAUGCUCUUUUAUGAGUGUUGCUUCCCCUUUCUUUAUCUACGAUGUAUACGGUGUAUAUAUACCGACAACUCGGUAUUACUUUGGACCAAUAAAAUAUGAAUGUGCCUAUA